This is a messenger RNA of Marchantia polymorpha subsp. ruderalis, 8126 nucleotides long. Lineage: Eukaryota; Viridiplantae; Streptophyta; Marchantiopsida; Marchantiales; Marchantiaceae. The record is from the annotation of a GenBank genome assembly.
UGCUCGCGAGCGCAGCUGGUGGCAUACACGCGUGGUGCGCCCAGUUCCAUGUCUAUCUAGCCUAGGCAGCUUGUCUUCAAGUCUCCACGAGCUCUCACUCACCACCUAGCUCUGGUUGCUAGGUUGAUUCGUUCUCGAGGACCUAAAGUCCAGCUGAAAAUCCGCGAUCCUCGAACAAGUACCAUUGGUCUGCUCUUGCUUUCCUGACGAAGGGAUACUUGUUGUGUUUCAUGACAACGAUCAUAAGCUGGAGCAUGAGCUGGAGACCGGAAUUCAAACCCUCCAAUGCACCAGAAGAAUCAAAAUCGAGUAUGAGACUGUCACGUCCGUUGUUUCAGGAUUGCAUACACUGAGCUGAGCUGAGCAUGCAACCCGUCACAACACUUGUGUCGUGAGUUGUCUUCUGGCUUGCAAGUGAGCGGUGAAACAAAGCUGUGAUCGAGUAUAUUUGCGAUUCGGCUGCCCAUGUUCUCGAUUUGAGGCAAGAGCAGUUCGUCUGCCGGGGGCUGAGUCGCGCUGUUGGCUGUUCUAGAUCUCUAAGGACUUUGGGUCAUAGAUGGAUGCACGGAAGAGUUGGCUCAUACGGACAUCGGGAUUCUGCCCAGUUUGCCGACAUGCGUCUCGCGCUGCGGCAGUCAAAGUCAAAUGAUUGCAUCUUACGAGUCAAAAGGCAGAGCUUGCCAAUCUCUCCACGUACGAGGUGCUCUUCUAAGAAACACAGAGAGAUCAACAACAGCCUGCAGCCAAAUGACGAUCUGCUCGCGGUGACGACUUCAGAUCGAGUCUCGGCAUGACCCUGAGAACCGCUCCGAAGCUCGAGCUUCGAUCCUAUCCACGCGUUAACGAUUCGUCGAUGACCUGAAGAUGCUCGUUGCCUCCAACUCCACGCAGCUACGAGCUCGCACCGACGAGAUCAAAACCGUUGACCUGUAUUUCUGUCAAACAAGAAGAAGAAGAAGACGAAGAAGCUGAAUAUACACCCUAAAUCGAUGACCAUAGCCGUGCGAGAAGAGAAGGCCUCUCCUUCUCCCUCUGCGGAAUGCGAGCAGAUCGCCAACUAGACAGAGCUCUUCGCAGUCGCCCCUCCACACAUUUGGAAUCUAGGUACAGUCGAAACCCUGCAUCUUGGGGACAACCGAUCCACUUCGUCGUCCCACGGCUGGCGGCUCCCUGCCGUAUCGAUUGACCGACUGCCAAAAAACUGAGCUCGCGCAUUUGUGCUUAGACGGUGGGACUCGAGGAAAUUCCACUGGAAACGAACUCACAAGGUGUCAAUUGUGUGGAGAGGGCAUGCAUCAACUGUUCAUGAUCUUAGACUCAGUAAAGCUGACACACUCGGGGUCGUUACGCUGCCAGCAACAUACGGAGUAUUCUUGGUAUCUUGAUGGCUGAGCUGCUGUGGUGGAGCCAGCUAAGAUUGAGAUCUCAUAUUUCACUUCUGUACUCGAUCGUCAGAGUAGCUCGACGGACGAUAUGGCGCAGCCUGCCAACAGUCCGUAUGGGGUUGGAGGCAAGGUCGGAAGGAGCAUGGACAACAGGUGCAGAGAAUGAAACGCAGUUUUAGUGCGGCCGUCACCCCAGGGGCUGAAUUUGGGCCCGGGAUUGUCAAUCGUCGUGGACGCUAUCGAUUUCCCCUGCAGCCAGCACGGAGUUCCAUACAAUCACUACCUUUUGAGAGGCGAGAGCUUUCCUGUCCACGACGAUUUGAAAUCCUCCACCGCGCAGCGCAAUACUGCUGGAAGUACAAAAAUCGGAAUCGAGUCCAGUUUACCACAUAUCAAUGAUUGAGAUGUAACGGAACGAGAAACUUGCGGCGAUUCUCUGUAACUGCAUUUUCUCGCUGCAGUGCGGGCGACGACUGGCUGUUGGUUUCCAUCUCUUCACGACAUAUCAGCAAUGUUAAAGUCCAGUCGGCCCUCGUACGUGUUCUGCGGCGAUAAAACCCUCUUGCGCACUUCUCCUCUCGGGUCUCGCGGCGCACUUCCUUUCCGGAGUAUUCUGCCGACUCGUACUUGCAGCACACUCGAGCGAGAGGAGGACUUUCAUUCAUAUGAUCAAAUUUCGAUGAUGCCAGGAUCCGCAGCGUUGGUAAUCCUUCGAGUACACGACAUACAUUCAUUCUCGUUUUGCAAUUAUUGAAGGUCCAUAAUGUUCUCGGAUGACUGUGCCGUGAAGAGAUCCGCCUCCAUCAUACAGGGAACAGGAGGCUACUUCGAUCCUUCCUAUCCGUAGCAGGAGGUAGGACUAGCCAGCCACCACAAAACUGGUGAUGUGUUUGCCCCAUGUCCCGUCCAUCCAUACGUUUGUCCAAUAGGUGAGGUUAGAUUUGCAGGAGCAGAAAAUUUAGCGCUCGACUGCCUGCUAACCUUCCGGAGACAGGGUUAGCUUUACUUAUAUUUGCUGUAAUUUCCCACGACUGACAGACUGACUGCGAGAAAGAACGACCGCGUGGGAGCUCGUCGAUGUUGCAGCUCUUCCACACAGACAGAGAGCAGUCACUGAAUCCACAUGAAUUUGUCACCGAAAAGGUCCGCUGGCUGAGAAUGGAGCGUCAGGUCGACUGCGGUAAUUUUCAGGGUUCUGUCGCUCUGUCUCCCACAUGAAUGAGUGAGUGUAGGGCCUUGUGGAUCGAAACUUGCACCGUCCGCCGCGCGAAGUCUACGCUGGGGUGCCUGGCUAGCUACACUGUCGUGGUGAAACUUAGGCUGGCAGAGCUCUAGGAGAGUUGUCCGUGGCACCGUCCACCAUCUGGGCGAGCUCAAUGCAAGCUGAGCUGAGCUGAGCUGAGCGAGCUUGUGGGAUAAGCGAGAAAGGCAUACGUGUGUUCCUGUUUUCGCGCCUGUCCUUUGGCGUGGCCGGCCUUGACGGCUUUUGUGGACGCUCAUCAGAAUUAUGACGGUUUCUCCCUCCUCGUGCCCCCCCACGGGACUCGGAAGACCUAAAGAAUCGCACCCCCUUGCUCAGAGGGCACCAUGUUGAAGCAAGGUCUCCCAGUCUCCGCUCAUGUGGCAUCUUGAACACUGACCUCCUGGCUGGCAGUCGGUCUACACUUCGUUGCUGCUCGUCAACCCGUUUUCUGCCGAUUCGAUCACUCUCCCUUGGCUUUCACGGAGGAAGAGCACAGGAACGAAUGACAAACUGGAGGCUUACAGUGGCCGUCUCGGAAAGGCCACUCCGGACAUUCUGUACCUGCCCUCGACGUCCAUUCCAGAAGAGGCGAUCCUCUCCGUCUGGGGGUCGUAGCCUUCAAUAUGUCGGACACAUCUUGCGGAGGAUUUGCCCUUUUGUUUAGCAGCAGGUUGUCUGCACACUCUCAGAGGUGUGUGACUGGCUACUAAGUAGAUCGAUGAUAUCCCAACGUGAGUCUGAAGACAGGCGGGAACAAUAAAUCUCUCAUCUGUCAUCGACUACACUAGAAAAUUAGACCCUCCGCGUUAUUCGAUCGCAUUAAUUCUCCAACACGUUGACCUACCGAACGCCUCACUCCGCAAGUAUUUCACCGGGACGCUGCCUACUGGAUUUCGAAAGAAGAUUGUGGGCGUAUCAGACUAAUCGUCAACGUCAGACGAAUCCAUUCUCUGAGAACUGAAAACAUAAGAAAGUGAUCAACAUUAACAAGAUGGGCGCUGAACGUGCUUGUCUGUCUUAACAAGAAUCUUAUUCCUGAUGAGGUGUUUUGACUCAUCCGUCCCUCCGUCAGAGUUAAUUGCUUGUUGUCAUUGCGCAGAAGUAGACUGUCAAGUACACUGACUCAUUCUCACUGUCAGCCGUACUUGAGACUUUACUCUGGUUUAACUACCCUGGGCAUUUCACGCCCGCCGCAGUGACCACUGAUUUGCCUGGUCUCAUACUUCGAGAAAAUUGUAAUGAAGCGGUUUCAGAAGAAGGCAUUACUCGAUUACACAGCGAGAUGGCAGUGAACAUUGUGCUUUAACAUUGGAAGACACGGACUGCUGCUUUCUGCAGCAUCAUUGAUCUCAGAGGAUUUGUUCGCAAGACAAAGCCUGGGCCCUUGAGGAAGAACGACAUGCUUAUUGGAGUGAUGCUUGAGGAGUUGGGAUGUCUUACAGACGAGAUUUCCAGUCAUCUGAGAUGUACGAUCAAAUUCACGCAGUUGUAAUUUCAACUGUGUUUCGACAUGUGCAGGGUGCUGCUGAGGUAGAUCUCGUUCACACUGCGGAAACAGGUUCAUUCAUUGGGCAUAAUUAUGCAGAGGGAAGGCGAACAGCCGGACAAUCUCGUGUCAAGGUAGUGAAAAGAUUCGAGCAUGCGGAGGUUUCGACUUCAAAAUUGAAUAAAGACACAGGCACUCCUCAACAUGGUCUAUGUAGCAAAUCCUCUUGAGACAGAUAAGAGCAUCGAGCACUCCCAGAAGCAAGAAGAUCAACCCGCAGCCCCCGGAAUUGACUCCAUGUCAAGGGCCAGUAAAGAGGUCCCCCGAUCGACCGUCAAGGAAUCGGAGAGUUCAGACUUGCAGACGCAGCGGUCAGCAGGUCCAGUCCAAGCUGUUCCGGAACUGCAUCGAAUCUUGGACUCCACUAAUGAAUUGUGGCGUCUCAGAGGCGGUGCAGUCAACAAUCACCCCACAGAAGUCAUCUGUGUACCGGACGGUGAGAGGACAGCCGUACCACAAAUCUCACCGUCCGACUACUUGAACGGGACUGCAAAGGAGAAUGUGAAUUACAUCAAUUGGUAUCAACAUGGGCUUACAAAUUCUAUGCCAACUGGUCGGAUCGUAACAUGCUACGCUGGUAACAAUCCCAGUGAUUCGUCCACCCGUGGAGAAACUGGACGUAACGUAGACAUUUCUGUUUUAACAUCAUUUCACAAGGUCUCUUCGGAGGAGAAAUGGGAUGCACAAGCUCUGUAUGGAGACGUAUACAGCGAUGAUCCCCUGUUCCACAUAGUGCCGAGCGCAUGUCCCGGCACUGCAUCCGGAGCAGUCGCUUGUUCCGAAAUUGAGCCCAAGAAAUUCGGCAUUGGCUUCUCCACCGAGGAAAAUGUCUGCGACCUCAAAGGCCAGCGGACCAUAGCAACAUUGGAAGGCUUGAAACACGAUGAACCGUUUGCAUUCGACGAUUACAGAGCCGAUCAUUUCUUCUUGGCCGACCCCUCAGGAAAUCAAACCCUUGACAAUUGCGUUCCUGAGCUCAGAUCCGCAUUCCGUGUCACCAACAGUUCUGUUGCAGAAACUGUGUCCCAGCAUCUCAUUCAUCAUGGGGAAACGUCUCAGUCCGCAGUUCAUCCUCAAGAGAAAGUGUUACCUGCUCCCACAUCUCCCAUAUUCCAACUUGAACAAUACGAUGACAUCAUGAUCUUUAACCAUCAUGCACAACAAUGGCAGGAUGAGCUCAUGAACCUCAACUACCACGAAGCAAACGCUGAGGGAAAUGUGGGCCUUACGAGUGGCUACAAAGGUUCUGCAACGAUGCCGGUCCUUCCAGAGCAGCCUCAGUUUGAGGCCAUCAAUCCAUUUCCCACCCGUCACGCCGUUAGUGCCCCUGAUGUUGCCACAGAUUGUUUCAGCUUUUGGCCUGGAGAACAUUCAUCCACCUACCAUAGUCUGGAGGACCAGUCCACUCCAUAUGUGUGGCCUGGAAGUCCCACCUCUGAACAGGCUCUAACACCAUCCUAUCCCACCGAGGCAGGCACCUCGUCCUAUACAUGGAAAACCACGGACUCAUCACUGGUCACGGCAGCGGUAGACGAUGCAAAACCGGAGAAAACUGCUAGAAAACACGGGGUACCAGCCGAACCUUGUGCCUCCUCAGGAGACUGGCUGGAAUCACGCGGAUCCCCUACUUGCUCCAUGUCUCCAUGUGCCAAAGGCAAGCAAAUCGCAGUCUCUACAACAUCACAAAUUGACAAAAUCUCCAUUUGCCAGCGGGUCUCUGCAGAACAGGGAAGGACGGAAAUGCUGGAAAUGCUGCAGACCGUAUUUCCUGACUCGCUCGACCUUUCCCAAGAGGACAACAAACAUGUUCGUGAUGCUCGACUCGCCUGGUUGCAAGAGCAUGCAAAAGAAGAUAUACUGCAGAACAGCAAGCGGGAUCGGACGAACUCCACUGAAAUGCUCUCGAGGCCAACAAGCUCAUUGCGGAAGAAGAAGCAGAAAGACCAGGAAAUUCCCGAGGGAAGACUCCGGGGAACAUCUAUUUGCACGGACCCAGAUCUGUCCUACGGCCUGGCGGCGGUGCAAAACGUGCUGGAGGAUUUCCAUAAAAGUGCCGGUCUUAUUCUGAAGGCGAAGAAGCUGCAGAACCAACGGCCUUCGGUGACGGACCUGCUCAACGCGGAACUCGAAGCCCUCUGCAUCGGGGACGCUUUGGGCCCAGAGGUCAAAGGUUUCAUCAUGACAGUGAUCAAGAUCGGACAUGGCAAGCAGCCGGCGGCAACAAACCCAGACAUGGUUGAGCAGAUUUUGCAGCUGAAAUGGCGCCUCGCCUCUCUCAUGGAAGAAAGUCGCAAUCACGAACGUUCGACCCUCGCGCAAUUGAGAGACACGUUCACGAGAUACUCUUUUCUUUUCCCAAGCUCAGCAAGCGACUCAUUCGACAAGAGAGCAAUUCCAAGCAAGUACUACCAGGAUCUCGAAAACGUCGUUUGUCAGUACUUCCGAGGAUGUAGUCUUUUCUUCAAGCGAUCAGCGUCAUCGGCGUCUUCAUCAUCAGGGCAACAAGGUCACGAGAAUUCGAGCAACACAGGGGGUGCACCCGAUGUACAUGCCAAAGUCCGAGGGCCGCUUCCAGUAGAAGUGUUGGGAGAAGCCAACGCGGGCACGUCACCCGUCGUUGAAACAAGUGACAGGAGCCGAAUGGCCUCACGCAAGGAGCUGUCCGGAGCCAGGGGUAAUCUGCCCAAGGUGGCAGCUGACUACAUGCGUCAAUGGCUAUUCCAGAACUUCCAGAAUCCCAAUCCAACGAGGGAAACGAAGCUUAUGAUAGCGACGAUGUUCAACAUCACAGAAAAGCAGGUGACAAAUCAUUUUGUCAACCUCAGGGCGCGGAAAUUCAGACCACUGGUAUGCAGCUAAUCCUCUCUCCUCAAUUAUGGAUGUUGUGCAAGCAAGUCUCCAACUGGUAGUCCGAGACCUAAGUGGCAUUCGCUUCGCUUGUGUACCUAAGCAUCAUUACCGGCGCACGAAUACGGACGUCUACGUUGUGCACUUUAUAGAUUCAUCCCAACUCAUGACUUUAGCGCAUUGACAUUAGUGGCCACCACCACCACCCAGGACCCAAUGUGUUCAUGACAUUAUUCCACUUUGCCCCUCGCUGCUCAAUUCAUUCUUGCCUUCGCCCAUCAUCACGCGAAGCCAAGGUAAGUCCGGAAGCGUGCCCCGAAGCCGGCCGAGAUACAUUGUACCUUCAUUCACAGCCUAAGAACUUUGUCUUUGUCGUAAACCGACCGUGAUCACGAGCUGCCACGACGUUACGAGGGGCUCCGAGAAAAACGAACAGCUGUUGUUUCCAAGGCCCCGUGUUCGCUGUAAGCUUGGCCCUAAUGUGGAAGCCCGACAGGGACUCGGCAACCCACUCGCCGACCCGACGAUGGCCAGGCUCAACGCCGCCCUAUGAGUCGAUCAUAGGUAGCGUGACGAGGUUGCGGAGUUUGCAAGAGGAUCCGAGAUCGGACGCCGGUCACGACAUGCAAAACCCCGAUGCCGAAAACAAAGCUGGUCCAGAGGGUCCGACUUCUGCCAAAUGUGCCGAGAAAAUCAGGACCUGAGCGUUCGGAAGAACAAACGCAUCUAGAAUGAAGUAGUAGCCCCUAGGGACAAACACACGCCUACCUCGUCGCUAGGAUCUGUGAUGAUGAGAGGAACCGCUACGAGUGUAGACCACUCGGAAUUGUCGAACGAGCAGAGCAGGAUACGGGGCGACACCCUGAACUUUACUUCUAUGUUGAGCUCGUUCUCCCGGUGGGUAACCGCAUUCCUUGACACAGGAGGCAGAGAGAGUAGUAGGCAAUUCAGAAUCGCCUCUAGACCGAUAAUUGCGAAGUGAAACUGAAUUCUUCCGAGCAAUAAAAUGGAAGCAAUGACAAUGCAAACAUGACAAUGCCAAAUUUGGUAUGUGGGACUCGAUCUCAAACCGCAGGCCUGCGGGAAAUGGCUGUAAUUUUGCAAC